AUGGAGGCGAACGGGCCGGUUCAGUCGCUGGCGGCCAUGCGCCUGCGUACGCUGCUGCGACGGUCGAUCGACGCUCUCCGCUCGGCCUUUCGUGCGGUCCCGUCAGCGUCGUCGUCGUCGACGCCCACGGCUUCAUCGCAUUCUGAAAAGUCGAGCGCCGAAGCGGAGGGCACCGAACGGGAUGCCGACUACUGGAAUCGGACGCUGGCGGUGCUGAAACAGGACUACUACGCUCUGCUCAACGAAUCGGAAGAGCACUUGGACCGCCUCGCCGACAUUCUACCUGAGUUGGGGGCGUACGGCCUGAGAGCGCACCUGGAGCGGCUGAGCGAGCUCUACGCCCGGCAGUGCUUGGGCUUGCAGGCCGCACUCAAGGGCCAGCGCGGCGUUGCGGAGAGCAAGAAGCGGGGCCUGCCCCGAGCGGCGCCUCGCCGCCUGGGCGAUAAGAAGUCGCCCAGGGCCAAGCUGGCGGCGAAGCUGGACCGCAUCCUGCAGCUGUCCAAGCAGACCCGCGCCACGACCCGCCUGUUGCUGCAGCUCGAGGGCGUAUGGCAGGGCGAGGCGGACGACGGUGAUGAGGCAUUGCCGACGAUGGGCGGCAGGCCGCAGCAUCAGGCGUGGGAGGACGCGGCGCGCCACUACCACGCGCUCGGCGAGGAGCUACGCCGGACGCACGACGAGUGGCUGCAGGGCCAGGCCACCCUGCUCGCCAUCCUCUCGGCUGGCGGCGACCAGUCCCCAAACAACACGUCGGCCUCGUCGCGCGCCGUCGACAGCGACACGUCGACAUUCGAAGCCGCUGACUCCACAUCAUCACCACAGCCCUCGGUCAUCGCCGCGGCCCGCCUGGAGGGCCUCAUCGCGGAGCAGAUCUUCGAAGCCCAGACCCCGCCGGAGGCCCCCGCCGCGGUGGACGAGACGACGACGAAGGGCGGCGGCGCGGGCCUGACGAAGCGCGAGCAGCGGAUCGCCGAGCGAAAGCGGCAGGAGGAGAUGAAGCGGGCGGCCGCGGCGGAGAGGGCCGCCAGCGGUGCGGCCGGCAGCGUGGACGAGGAGCGGCUGCAGCUGGUCAACGAACUCAAGUCCGUGCUGGCCCUCACCGACCAGCGGCGACCACAGCUGCGACUCUCACAACCCUCUGGCCACGAAGAAGGCCAAAGUUGA
This is a messenger RNA of Acanthamoeba castellanii str. Neff, 1164 nucleotides long. RefSeq lists its product as uncharacterized. Lineage: Eukaryota; Discosea; Longamoebia; Acanthamoebidae. The transcript has 5 exons. The coding region runs from base 1 to 1164 and encodes 387 amino acids. The record is from RefSeq and is a predicted model, not a curated record.